AUGUUUCGUAAACCUUCGGAGAUUUCGUCCUCUUCGGAGGAUGAAGUUGAUCCAUCUUCUGACCCACCAUCCACAUCUUCAGAUCCCUCUCGUCAGCCGACUGCGGGGACCCCGGAACAGGCGCUUGAGCCUGUGAACCCUGUGACACUCUAUUCUCCAAUCCCCCCGACAACUUCGGCCAAUCGCCAUAGCGCCAUCUUGAUGAACUCUUUGAUAGAACACUUUGUGAGAUCCCGGGUGCCAGCUUCAGAUCCGGAACUCGCUGAUAGGGUGUUCGCCGUUAUCGCUCGUCAUCUUGGAAAUCUAGGUUUUGUUCCCCAGACCAGCGGGGAUCUGGCACGCGAAGGCCUUGCACCCGUUAGACAAGGCUAUAUUCGUGGCCUCGACCAAAUUCUGACGCAAGAGAUUGAAAAGAUCACCGAGGAAAAUGGGGCUGCAAGAGUCUUGGCUGGCGAUUUGGGAAGGAGAGGAGCAGAAUCUAGUAAUGGGGCUGAGACGAGACGUACCUUUCGUCGUCUUUUUAGAGGCACUGCUACUCAAAACCUGAGUCCUAAUGACCGUCAGGUUAUCCAUCGGAGCUCUUCACUGAGUGUUCUGAGCGAUGCCCGCAAAAACAGCUCCGACACAGCUCCCGGAGCCGUUGCUGGAACUGCCACCCCACCCUUUUUGCCUCCACAUGCGCAAACCACUCCCGCGACAAUUCAACCAACCAUUCUAUUACCGUCUCGUUACGUUAAUGACUUUGUUGAGAUCGCACCGUUGGGCAGGGGGGGUUAUGGUUCAGUUUAUCAUGUUCGUAAUCGCCUUGAUAGGGUCGAAUACGCGGUUAAGAAGGUCGUUAUUAAGAAAAGUAUCCUUGAAAAUGAGCUAGGUGGGAAGGAUGGUCUGGAGAGAGUUAUGAAUGAAAUCAAGACACUGGCACAGCUCAAUCAUGUUGGCAUCGUUCGUUACUUCUGCAGUUGGAUUGAGGGCGUGAUUGAAGACAUGUUGACUGCUUCCCAGUUCAUCGGAGAUCACGUGGGGGUUCAAAAUGCGCAAGGCCAUCGGUCACCUAAAGCAGAGGUUUUAAGCGAGAUUGAAGACAUCGGUGCUGAAAUAGUAUUCGCUUAUUCUGGGGAAAACGAGGGGAUCGAAACGGUUGAGGAGGCUACCACCAUCGCCGGUGCCAACGGUCAAGCCAGCGAUGAUUUGGAAGAUUCUAUUGAGUUAAUUCCCAGAUCCUAUCUUAGACGCCGCCGUAGCCAGCCCGACGCGCAGCAUGGAAAACCGAAAGUCGCAUUCGAUAUCUCAUCGCACCCUGACCCAGGGUCCGAGUUCUCAGGGCCCGAGGUCUCAGGAUCAAGUAUCUUCUCCGGUGGUGGGGCACUAAUUAUGUCUACUGCCAAUGGUCAUGGGAAAAAACCGUCCUCUACAUCUUCUGGCCUGACUCUCUAUAUCCAGAUGUCCCUUCACUCGUUUACCCUUACUUCGUUUAUCUCGACAUCUGCUCGCCCCACUACCCCAAGGCAUUGUUUCUGCGUCAAGUCGUCACUCGACAUAUUCUUAGGCCUUCUAGACGGUGUCCAGUAUCUUCAUUCUCAAGGGAUUGCGCAUCGGGAUUUAAAACCUGGUAAUAUAUUCCUAGACGUUGAACCUUCUAGGAGGGGCUGUCGUUGCGGAGAAGCUGUGGUUCGACCGCAUAUUGGGGACUUCGGACUUGGGACUAGUAUUGGCAAAGAUGGUCAUGACAGCACGGCGGCUGUCGGUACUAAGUUUUACAAGCCUGUGGAUCUCGAUCCCGCCAUUCAAGGUGACGUUGUUGGAAGAGAUGUUUUUGCGUUGGGAGUUAUACUGCUAGAAUUGCUUGUGAAGUUCGGGACUCGUAAGUUGAUUCAGAAGCCCUUCUAUAACGUGGUGUUGCAUUUGCUGACUUCCCUCAGGUAUGGAACGUGUGGAAGUCUUGUCCAAGCUUUCCGAAGGUGGUCAGGUUCCAAAGGAUAUCGAACUCAAAAGCCAGAGAGUCGCUAGGGUCAUCAAAGGCUGUUGCGGGAUUGGUGGAGAGAGAUGGGAGGUCUCAAAGAUCAAAGCCUUUAUUCAAGCAAUCCUAGACGAAUUGGAUGAGGCUAAGCAUGAGGGCCCGGCAUUAGUCUAGAGAAUUUUACCGGCGAAUUUAGCGUUUGAUGUACUGUAGCAUAUACCUCUUCACUCUCUCUCUUGGUUGUCUUUCUUUCUUCCUCUCAUGUCUCUUUGUGUUUGUGGGUCGGGUUUUAAAGGGUUUCGUAUAUUCUCAGAGAGACUACUGGGAGCAUUGCAUUAGGGGGAGCCGGGUUCAGGCAGUUACCGAUAGAUAGGUUAGAUUUCACGGAUUUGGUGUGGUAAUUAGUACUGUGUUUGGGUUUA
This is a messenger RNA of Tuber melanosporum (Perigord truffle), 2379 nucleotides long. RefSeq lists its product as uncharacterized. The transcript has a single exon. The record is from RefSeq and is a predicted model, not a curated record. NCBI's taxonomy places the organism in Eukaryota, Fungi, Ascomycota, Pezizomycetes, Pezizales, Tuberaceae. Gene Ontology annotation, biological process: protein phosphorylation. Gene Ontology annotation, molecular function: protein kinase activity; ATP binding. The coding region runs from base 1 to 2007 and encodes 668 amino acids.